Colletotrichum godetiae is the source of this 1532-nucleotide messenger RNA. RefSeq lists its product as uncharacterized. Bases 31 to 1401 code for a protein of 456 amino acids. NCBI's taxonomy places the organism in Eukaryota, Fungi, Ascomycota, Sordariomycetes, Glomerellales, Glomerellaceae. The transcript has a single exon. The record is from RefSeq and is a predicted model, not a curated record. Gene Ontology annotation, cellular component: endoplasmic reticulum. Gene Ontology annotation, molecular function: ubiquitin binding.
GGCGAAGGCCCUGAUCCUGUCGCGGAGGCAAUGGCACAGGACAUUCCUCGGACAGAAGCGCGGCACGAGAACCUUCAAGAGAGUCUGCUUACCUCUGCAGGUCGUCCACCCGCUCCUCGGAGAGAUCGACCCGACCCCGCGCCGCGAAUCGUUCCUCAACCGAAUACAGUCCACCGUCCGCCCUUCCUCAUCGGGCUGCUUUUGGCGCCUUUUAGCAUCGGUUACAGCAUCGCAUCCAAGAUGUUCCGGACCGUCUUCUACCUACUCAGCUUUCUUCCCCGACAGAUCCGGCCACGAGCCAUCACAAGCGGACCGGGAAAUGGACUGCGGAGUACCAACGGGCGCCGAAUGCUUAUGCCCCGGGACACGGCUGCGCGAUUCAAGCGCGAAUUCGAGGAAGAGUAUGGAAGCACCGAAUUGCCCUGGUUCGAGGGCGGGAUCGCUCAGGCACAAGACCUGGCUAAAAAGGAACUCAAAUUCUUACUGGUCGUUCUCAUGUCACCCGAACACGACGACACCGAAUCAUUCACGAGGGAAACUCUGUUGAACCCGGAUGUGGUCAGCUUCAUCACCGACCCGGCGAACAAUGUCAUUCUGUGGGGCGGUAAUAUCCUCGAUUCGGAAGCGUACCAGGUUGCCCAGGAAUACAACUGCACGAAGUACCCGUUUUCAGCGAUCGUCUGCCUCACGCCAAAGGAAGGAAGCACUAGAAUGAGCAUCAUCAAGCGGCUUGCUGGCCCGAUGCCGGCUACUGCGUACCUUUCAGAAGCACAGACCGCUGUCAACAAAUAUGCACCGGAUCUCGCAGGUGUCCGAGCAGAGAGGACUGCACAAGAGGUGGCGCGCAGUUUACGAACCGAACAAGAUACUGCUUACGAACGAUCGCUGGCUAAGGACAGGGAGAGAGCGCGACAGCGGCGCGAGGCGGAGAAGGCUGCGGCAGAAGCUGCACGCAAAGCCGAGGAAGAGGCCGAGGCUGCGGCAAGGCGCGAGGAGCUUGGCGAUAAGUGGAAGCGUUGGCGGGCAACGACGAUGGAAGACGAACCGCCAGCGAGCAACAAGGAUGUGGUACGGAUUGCGCUGAAGAUGCCCGAGUCGUCCGGCGCCGGAAGGAUUGUGCGCCGAUUCCGGAACGACACCACGAUGGAAACGUUAUACGCUUUCGUGGAGUGUUACGAUGUGUUGACGGCAUCAGAAGAAACAUCAGAAAAGGCUGCUAUCAAGCCCGAGGGCUACGAGCACGAGUAUCAGUUCCGCAUUGCGUCUGUCAUGCCCCGGGUUGUGUACGAGCCCAGCAAGGAAGAGACGAUGGGACAGAAGAUUGGACGGUCAGGAAACCUGAUCGUGGAGGAAGUUUCGGCCGACGGCGAGUCAGACGACGGUGAAGAAUACUCUUCGUAGAUGGAGCAAGUACGACUGAGGGCAUCUGAUCAAGCAAGUGUAGGAUGGCACAAGAUAGACAAGCAUUAGUAGAAAACCGCGCCAUCUUGUACGCGCAGUGACCGGGCGGCCAAUAUCAACUAUUCCAGACA